This is a messenger RNA of Bombyx mandarina (wild silkworm), 1641 nucleotides long. RefSeq lists its product as uncharacterized. The record is from RefSeq and is a predicted model, not a curated record. Lineage: Eukaryota; Metazoa; Arthropoda; Insecta; Lepidoptera; Bombycidae.
GGAACACAUUUCCAAAGUCAAAAAGGACAUGGUAACCUCAAUAUUUCAAAUACCAGAAAUAUUUCAGACUAAAGAGAGCCAAUAUGAUUGUGCUGAUAUAAAGAUGGAAACAGAUAUAAUUUGUGAAUCUCUUGCGGAUGUAAGAAGGAAGCAACGAGAAAAAGAAUGUAUAAGAAGAUUAAAACAGGAGAGUUUGUAUGAAGGUGUUUUUGAUAAUAAUAUAACUGACUCUACUCCUGAAAACUUUUUAAAUGAUACAGAACAACGCACAGAUCUCAAUGAUCUUUCUUCAACUGAUGAUGAUAUUAAAAACGAGAUUCUCACACAAGAUCCACAAAUUCCAUUCCAAUAUGCUCCUACAAACAAAUAUGAAUCCAAUGAGGUAAACCUAACUAAAUCUUUGAGUAGUAAUAAGAAUAACUUAGACGAUAGCACUUUGGAUUCAAAACCUAAUCUCUGCUGUGUUACAAAAUCACAUAAUUCAAAUAAUCAAAAACAGUCAGUGGCAUCAAUUAUAGAAGAGUCUCAAAAUAAAAUUAAUGAGAUAUUAGAAGACUUUAGAUCUGAAAAUAAUAUUAAAGAUCCAACUACAGCAAAAAAAGAAGAUAGCGUGCAAGAUUCUGAUGAAGAAUUAAAAAAGAAUGGUAAAGUGGAGAAUUCUUAUGAUAAUGUCUUUGAACAAAAUUUGGAUGUGAAAUCCUCUAAUAACACUCAAGAAAGUACAAGUCCUAUAAUAACCACAGAUAUAAGUUUUGAAAAUUGUAACAUGGAAACGACACCGAAACUAGAGAUGGAAUCGAUUGAAAAUGAUCAAAAUAAUAUGGUGAAUAGUACCUCAGAGAGCAGUCAACGCAGUGCCGAAAAACUUCCCAGUAGUGCAAGUCUAAGAUGUUGGAAUAAAAAACUUAGUUCAAAUCUUGAUGUUGCCAAGCGAAUUUCGACUAAUGACGUAAAAGAGUCACAAGAAAAAAAGGAAGUGUUGGGUCGCAAAAAAUCUAAGGAUAUGAGCGAACAUUCGAGUAACUCAAGUACGAAACAAUGUUGUAGACACCGACACACACCGUGUACAGACAGCACUGUGGAAAAAAAUGUUAAUAAAGAUCCUUCAAACACAUCAAAUCCAAUUCUUCAGAGAAACACUUCGAAGUCUAGUUGGAAAUCCCUAAUUUCUUGGAGUGGAAAACAAAGGGUUCGGUGCUGUAAACGCAGAAAAGAAGAUCUUGGUGUAAUGGGGAGUAGUCAAAAUGAAAACCCAAAGGGAUGUUUUGGAGAUGAGGUCAUUGAUAAAGAUAAUGAAACGACUAGCGAUUUUGAAGCAAUGGGCCUCAAAAAUUUAUCUUCGGAAGUUUCGAGAACGACCAACGAUCACGCAAUGGUAAGUUCGGCGGUGACGGACAACACCGACGAUGAGGGGAACAACACAGAUAAACUAGAUUCUAUUUGCGAUCAACAUUACAGAUUUUAUUACUAGUUAUGCAUUUCCAUAACUUCAAACAAAUCAUUUAUGUAUCUGUUGUAUUUUUGUAUUGCAAAAAUGUUAUGAGCUGCUUUCUAUAAUAUUCGUGGUUUAAUGAUGCUUUAGAUUGUUCCUUUUGACACAGUCACAUCUAUGUCAGGAUACUCCAAAUUUUCUUUAUGAAA